Molecule: messenger RNA, 1860 nt
Organism: Thlaspi arvense
Lineage: Eukaryota; Viridiplantae; Streptophyta; Magnoliopsida; Brassicales; Brassicaceae
Source: the annotation of a GenBank genome assembly
UUUGCAAGAGACAAUUUUCGUCAAAAGAAUUACCAAAUUUUGAGUUUAGAAGCUGCCGAUUUUGCCGUUUCCUGCAGUAAUUUCGACAAAGCGUGGACCAUUUCAGGUUUCGGAGCUGAAGAUCUCGAAACGUUUUAAGCAGAACCCGUUUUGCUCCGUUACGAAUGGUGAUGCGACGCUUUUAUGAGUUCUGUGUUUUGUCGGAUUGCGAAUUUGGUGUUUUCUCUGUGUCCCCAAUAGACAAUAGUCAUACAGGACCCAAAACUGUUUUCCUCUUAUCCUUUCUAAUUCCGAGGCAUCAAAGAUUCAGUUUCGUCAGAACUGAAGGAAUGAACAUGUGUAGUCCCUAGUAUCGCAACUUAACGCCUGCAUAGACAGUACAGUUUCAGAUAACAACCUGUAGUGGAACUAUGAGAAGACCGAGUCAAAUGAUGAGGCUUCUAUUAACAUCCUUUUUCGGUGUCGUAGUUGGUUUCCUUAUGGGUAUUACCUUUCCAACGCUAACCUUAACCAAGAUGAAUCUUCCGUCCACAUUGUUUCCAUCCAUCGAUCUUGCGUACAUUGAGGAUAAAUACUCAGACUUAUCCAGGCAAAGACUGUUUGGUUCUUGGUCUUCCACAAAGGGCCUCGAACUCAAGAAAGACAUCCCUGAUCCUCCCUAUAACUAUAACGACAGUAAGAUAUGGGUUCCUACUAACCCUCGUGGUGCUGAGAGGCUACCACCCGAUAUAGUCACACCUGAAUCAGAUCUGUACCUUCGUCGAUUGUGGGGUGACCCUAAUGAGGAUUUAGCAAUCAAGCAGCGGUAUCUAGUAACGUUUACUGUUGGUUAUGAUCAGAGGAAAAAUAUAGACGCUGCACUGAAGAAGUUCUCAGAUAGCUUCACUAUAAUGCUGUUUCACUAUGAUGGCCGGGCCAGUGAAUGGGAAGAGUUUGAGUGGUCCAAGCGAGCCAUUCAUGUGAGCAUCCAGAAACAAACGAAAUGGUGGUACGCCAAGCGAUUUCUUCAUCCUGACAUAGUUGCCCCCUAUGAAUACAUCUUCAUUUGGGACGAGGAUCUUGGCGUGGAACACUUUGAUUCGGAAAAAUAUCUGGCGGUGGUGAAGAAACAUGGUUUGGAAAUCUCACAGCCUGGGUUAGAGCCGUAUGAAGGGCUCACAUGGGAGAUGACAAAGAAAAGAGACGACACUGAAGUCCACAAGCAUGCUGAUGAGAGGAAUGGCUGGUGCAGUGAUCCAAAUUUGCCCCCUUGUGCAGCAUUCGUUGAGAUUAUGGCUCCUGUUUUCUCCCGGAAGGCAUGGCGCUGUGUAUGGCACAUGAUUCAGAACGAUUUGGUUCAUGGAUGGGGUCUGGACUUUGCGGUUCGAAAAUGUGUUCAGAACGCGCACGAGACAAUUGGAGUUGUAGAUGCUCAGUGGAUUAUUCAUCAAGGCGUUCCAUCACUGGGGAACCAAGGACAACCAGAGCGAGGGAAACAACCAUGGGAAGGGGUGAGGGAAAGGUGCAGAAGAGAGUGGACGAUGUUCCAGGACAGAUUGGAUGAUGCAGAGAAAGCUUAUUUUGAAGCAUCUGCUCACAACAAUGCUUCUUCACGGCUUCACCGGUAACAUCAUUCUUUAGAUAAAGGAAAAACGUCUCUCACUCACUCUAGUAAACUUGUACUCUCUUUGUUUUGCUCCACUAGCUUUGUUCUCGGACAUGUGCUUUCAUGUAGCUCUUACAUGGUUUUCUUACGAGUUGUCAACUUGUUUCACGUAAUUUACAUUUCCCCGGUAUUGAUUGUGAACUUGAUGAUAUAUACAACAAGAAAAUGAGGUUGUACCCUAACAUCGCAGAAACAUCAAAUCUUGAGGAGGCAAU